AUGUCCUUCCCUGCCGCCGUGACCAAUAUCAAGGUCGGCAUUAUGACCGACGAGUACCGUCUGUUUACCGCCGAGGGUUACAUCCGUGGCAAGGAGGCACUUCACCCCGUGCCUUCGUGCCUACUCCGUACUCCGACCGUCCUCGCGCACACGGAAAAGGUGAUGAAGCUCAAGGACAUGAUGAUCGUUACAUGGAAGGAGGAUGACCCCAAAGAUCCGCGUAACCUCAUCAACGCUUACCGGUGGUACAUAGCCGCCCUCGCAGCUAUGUCCGUCAUCUUGGUCGCGUUCAGCUCCGCCGUCGUCGCUGGCAAUUUCUACGACCUCCAAGAAGAGUUCCACGUCUCGUCGCACUCUCAAUAUCCUUCAUGGUUAUCAAAUUUGGAAACCCAGCUACGUGAAGUGCGCGCCUCUGGGCCGCAUGUUGAUGUGAUCACUGCGCUCCGGUGCGACUACGGUAAACUCGGCGCGUUCCGUCCAUUUCAUCCACCAUCUAGGGCAGAAAUACCGAGCAUCAAACCAGAGCGCACGCACAAAAGAGUGUGCACGGUCCAUGGGGCUUCGCCCGAUAUUUGGACGUAG
Punctularia strigosozonata HHB-11173 SS5 is the source of this 582-nucleotide messenger RNA. RefSeq lists its product as uncharacterized. The coding region runs from base 1 to 582 and encodes 193 amino acids. The transcript is spliced from 3 exons. The record is from RefSeq and is a predicted model, not a curated record. NCBI's taxonomy places the organism in Eukaryota, Fungi, Basidiomycota, Agaricomycetes, Corticiales, Punctulariaceae.